GAAACGCUUGUCUGCUUGACUCAGGUUCUUCUAGUUUCAGUCACACUGAUGAAGGCACUAGCUGAAACGCUUGUCUGCUUGACUCAGUUUCUUCUAGUUUCAGUCACACUGAUGAAGGCACUAGCUGAAACACUUGUCUGCUUGACUCAGUUUCAGUCACACUGAUGAAGGCACUAGCUGAAACACUUGUCUGUUUGACUCAGUUUCUUGUGUUUUUGACCGGUAUCUUUUUCCUACAGGAUCUGAAGGAACUAACAGAAAGGCUGAAGCGGGGAGUGAGGGAGCCCGAGGCUGUCUCAGAGCAGCUGCACCGGGGGCUGUACCAGGGUCCUCUGCAGUACACGCUGUGGAAGAAGCUGAGAGCCAUCAUCAAACCAGCUCCCUGCACUGUGACCCUUGACCCCGCCUCCGCUAGCCCUCACCUGACCCUCUCAGAUGACCUCACAUCUGCCCGCUACAGCUACACCCCCCAGCAACUGCUGACACCCGAGCCGACCAAUCAGGAAACUCGAUUCGAUAUCUGCGCCUGUGUGCUGGCCAGUGAGGGGUUCACCUCCGGAAGACACUACUGGGAGGUGGACGUUGGGGGUCACCCAGAUUGGGACAUUGGUGUCGCCAUGGAGACAGCAGGGAGAGAGGGGUGGGUGAUUCUGAGCCCUGAGAAUGGGUACUGGACCUUCGGACACCAGGACUGUUCACUGGUGGGUAUUUACCUGGAUUACGAGGGUGGGCAGCUGUCUUUUUACAGCGCUGUGGAUAUGAGGCACCUCCACACUUUCAUCGAGGCGCAGUUCGAAGAGGCGCUGUACCCCUUCUUUUACCCGAGCGCGGACUCCAGCGGCAAGCCACUGCGUAUUAUGAACCCCCAAGUUUAGAAUUGAGAGUGUGUCCCCCUCAAGCGUGCAAAAAUUCUGAUUUAAAUCAAGAAAAGCCAUAACUUUACAUUCGGUGGAUCCAUGCAUUCAAAGAGAAGACACGCAGGUGAGCUGCUUCUCAGACCAUCCCAGAGUGUUCAGUGGCACUGAAAGAGUGUUUAUAGUGGGGGUGCUGAAAGCCACUGAAUAAAACUGUUACCCCUGUAUAUGAUGGAAGCCAUGCAUUAGGUUGCUAUUAUGUUAAAACAUGUUAAUCAAUACGUUUAUCUAUUUAAGAAAAAUGCUUUAAUCACAGUCCCUCCUGUAACGUUUACAACUUGCUUACAAUAAAAUG
Acipenser ruthenus (sterlet) is the source of this 1209-nucleotide messenger RNA. RefSeq names its product zinc-binding protein A33-like. The coding region runs from base 165 to 875 and encodes 236 amino acids. The record is from RefSeq and is a predicted model, not a curated record. NCBI's taxonomy places the organism in Eukaryota, Metazoa, Chordata, Actinopteri, Acipenseriformes, Acipenseridae. Gene Ontology annotation, molecular function: protein binding. The transcript has 3 exons.